Molecule: messenger RNA, 613 nt
Organism: Ixodes scapularis (black-legged tick)
Lineage: Eukaryota; Metazoa; Arthropoda; Arachnida; Ixodida; Ixodidae
Exons: 4
Coding region: 1-579 (192 amino acids)
Molecular function (GO): DNA binding
Source: RefSeq, a predicted model, not a curated record
AUGCAAAUCCAAAGAAAUAGCAUCGUCGCCACUGUGCAGAUGGAGGAGCUCCAGGCAGACAACGCUGCCCUCAAGAAGGGAAACGCAACCCUCGAGGAGGAAAAUGCUGCCCUCCGGGUGGAAAACGAGAGACUUCAGCUUGCUGUCCGAGAGCUUGAAGCAGUGAUUGAUGCCACGGGGAUGGUAAAGCGGCUUCAUCGCAUGCUACGGGCACAAGAAGCCGACCAGGUGCGGCAAGCUGGUCAGGCAGCUGCAGCAGCUCUAGUACCGGCAGCCAUGACCGACAUCGGAUGUGGUGUACUGGUGGAGUCGUCGACGCUACAAGUGCUCCGCAAGGCCGCCAAGUCUUCUGGCUGUAAAUUCGCUCGAAGCCUUGUAAAGGUACUUUUUCCAAAUGACUCAUGGAAGGAAAAGUCCCUCCAUGGGCGUAGAAGUAAUGCGCACAAGGACAUUGAUGCAAAAGAAGCCCUGGACCCGACCAUCGUAAAGGCCAUACUAGGGUACACCUGCAUGGAAUUUGAUGUGCAAUUGACUGCACUCACAAACAGCCUCUCCUCAAUGCUGGCGCGGGGCGUGUGAAAGUGUGUGAAAUAAAGUCAUUUGGAUCAUUUCA